Molecule: messenger RNA, 1047 nt
Organism: Arabis nemorensis
Lineage: Eukaryota; Viridiplantae; Streptophyta; Magnoliopsida; Brassicales; Brassicaceae
Source: the annotation of a GenBank genome assembly
AUGGGAUCUCUAGAGAGAACAAAGAAGAAAGCUCAAGUAUGGAAGAAAGCUGUGAUACAUUUCUCUCUAUGUUUUGUAAUGGGUUUCUUCACUGGCUUUGCUCCUUCUGGUAAGGACUCAUUUUUCUCUAAUUUCGAAACCACCUCUUCUGCUUCUACCAAAUCUCAUAUANCCCCCCAACCUUUAGAAAACUCUACCUAUACACCCCAUUCCCUUGUCAAUAGAACCUUGAUCAGCUCCCAAGCCCCUGCUCCGCGAGAAGCCAAACCAGAUACCAGAUCACUCUCUGAGGCCGAAGAUGAAGUAAUAACACCAAGAGGUCUAGUAAUUGUUGUAACUCCGGUAAUGACGAAUAAUCAUUACAAAAACGUUCUUCUUAGGCGAAUGGCCAAUACUUUGAGGCUAGUUCCACCACCUUUAUUGUGGAUAAUCGUGGAGAAACAUUCCGAUGCUGACGAAAACUCUGCUAACGAAAACUCUUCAUCUACAAUGCUAAGAAAGACUGGUUUAAUGUAUAGACGUAUAGUCUUCAAGGAGAAUUUCACGAGCGUGGAAUCAGAGCUUGAUCAUCAGAGGAACCUAGCGUUGCGACACAUUGAGCAUCACAAACUAAGCGGGAUUGUUCAUUUCGCGGGAUUAAACAACAUUUAUGAUCUUGAUUUUUUCGACGGGAUUAGAGAUAUCGAGGUAUUCGGAACUUGGCCAAUGGCGUUGCUAUCGGCUAAUAGGAAACGAGUGAUAGUAGAGGGUCCGGUUUGUGAAUCUUCACUAGUAAUGGGGUGGCAUUUGAGAAAUUUUAAUAAUGAGACAGAGACAAAGCCUCCGAUUCAUAUAUCAAGCUUUGCUUUCAAUAGUACAAUACUUUGGGACCCUGAGAGAUGGGGUCGUUCUUCUUCUGUUGAAGGCACCAAACAGGAUUCGAUUAAAUAUGUGAAGCAAGUGGUUUUGGAGGACGAUACAAAUUUGAAGGGACUUCCAGCACAAGACUGUUCCAAGAUUAUGCUUUGGCGUCUCAAUUUUCCCACAAGAACACGUUUAAGCACCUGA